Messenger RNA from Cotesia glomerata, 1991 nucleotides. Its product is annotated as DDB1- and CUL4-associated factor 11. Gene Ontology annotation, biological process: proteasome-mediated ubiquitin-dependent protein catabolic process. Gene Ontology annotation, molecular function: protein binding. The record is from RefSeq and is a predicted model, not a curated record. Lineage: Eukaryota; Metazoa; Arthropoda; Insecta; Hymenoptera; Braconidae. The coding region runs from base 378 to 1859 and encodes 493 amino acids. Gene Ontology annotation, cellular component: Cul4-RING E3 ubiquitin ligase complex. The transcript has 9 exons.
UAGUUAUCAGCUGGUACUUCUUGUUUAUUAUCAUAUCAACGUCAAGUGAAAAAAGAAUUAAAAAUUUUAUUUUAUCGCGGUGUUCUUAGACAAUAAUAUUCAAUCGGUUUUGUACUAAUAUACAUUUUAUUCAUUCUACUAUUUUAUUCGUACUACAUAGAUUAGUUCAUUAAAAAUAUAAUAAUUACAUACUUGAAAACUUGAUAAACAUAAAUAAUAAUUAAAUAUAAGUACUUGCAUAAAAAUUUAAUAAUAAACAUUUAUCAUCACGUGUUAGUGUAUAACAUUAAUGUACGAGCAUGUCGCAAUAGUUAAUGAUAAUUGUCAACGCUCAAGUAUCUAGAUUAUAUUAACAACAUUAUUUUGCCUGUCAUUGAAUGAUGGAUUUAACAUCUAGACCACACAUGAGUAUAUUGAGGACAUUACAGUUACUUAUACAAAGAGGGGGUUGGGAUAGAACCGGAAUUGAUGAUAUUCAGCGCGAUGAGGCAUCAGCAACAUCUUCCAAUGCUUUACCUAAAAUAGCUGCAACUCCGUUGAGUACAACAACUCUUGAAAACAAUGAAAUAAAUUUAUCAACAAAGCGUGCAAGCGGUUUUAUUGAUCCAGAAGUUGAACGUGUUAAUAACAAAUCAGUAACAUGUAUGAUACAAAAACGUGAAAUAGGUCCUACAUUUAAUGCAGGUCAAAAAUGCCGAAUAAAUAAUCAUUUUUUACCUAAUCGUAUGAUACCUGUAGCUAAAUACAAAAGCCGCGCAUUUUGUGGGUCAUAUUCUUCUGAUGGGAAACUUCUUGUUACCGCCAGUCAAGAUAAUUUACUGCGAAUUUACAAUACCCAAGACGGGGAAUUCCAUGAAUACAAAAAAAUAUUUGCGCAAAAUGUGUCUUGGAGCAUAUUAGAUACUGCGUUCAGUCCAGAUGGGAAUUAUAUCGCUUAUUCAAGUUGGUCUGACGCUUUGUAUCUUUGUUCAAUUUAUGGUGAUUCAACUAUUCAAGAAGCUUUGCCGUUAGCUCCAUCAGACUUGGGAAGAUUUUGUGUUUUUUCGUUAGUUUUUUCCUGCGAUGGGAAAGAAAUUCUUGGUGCUGCUAACGAUGGUUGUCUUUAUUGUUACGAUCGCGAGUGUCAUCAACCAGCCAUAAAAAUUAAAGGUCACACAGAUGACGUUAACGCUGUUGCAUUUGCUGAUAACACUUCGCAAAUUUUAUAUAGCGGUGGAGAUGAUGGACUGUGCAAAGUUUGGGACAGACGAACGUUAAACGAAGCAAAUCCUCAUCCGGUAGGUGUACUCGCUGGACACAUGGACGGAAUAACUUUCAUUGAUCCUCGUGGUGACGGCCGUUAUUUGCUAACAAAUAGCAAAGAUCAGUCAAUAAAAUUGUGGGAUGUCCGUGCAUUCUCGAGUAAAGAGGCCGAAGUUAAUACCCGGAAAGCUGUUGCUAAUCAAGACUGGGAUUAUCGAUGGCACACCCACGUACCCAAGCAACUUUACACGUCAACGUCAUUAUUGGAAGGCGAUACGAGUAUUAUGACAUAUAGAGGACACAUGGUUGUACAAACGUUGAUUCGUUGUCAUUUUUCACCGGCUGCAACCACUGGGCAAAGAUAUAUCUAUACUGGUUGUGGACACGGUAGAAUUGUCAUUUAUGAUCUUUUGACGGGUAAUAUUGUAAGAACACUUGAAGGACAUGAAGGAUGUGUUAGAGAUGUCAGUUGGCAUCCGUAUCAUCAAGAAAUAAUAUCAGCGUCUUGGGAUGGAGUAAUAGGUUGUUGGCGUUAUUCUUCACAGGAUUCAUGUCCAGGUACUGGAGAUUCUGAAUGGAGUGAUUCCUGCGAUCAAAACUGGAGAAGUCCCGAUUGAUUGUUAAUUUAAAAUUUUUUACUUUUAUUUUCAUGGGAAUGGAUAAGUUUUAAAGGCCUGCUUACAAAUUUUUACUAUUAUUAUUAUCGUCUUAUAAAAAAAACAAUUAUGUUUUUAUUAGAUAUUGCUUGA